Messenger RNA from Morchella importuna, 1044 nucleotides. RefSeq lists its product as uncharacterized. The transcript has 3 exons. Gene Ontology annotation, cellular component: chromosome, centromeric region; Ctf18 RFC-like complex; chromatin. NCBI's taxonomy places the organism in Eukaryota, Fungi, Ascomycota, Pezizomycetes, Pezizales, Morchellaceae. Gene Ontology annotation, biological process: maintenance of mitotic sister chromatid cohesion; mitotic sister chromatid cohesion. Bases 1 to 1044 code for a protein of 347 amino acids. The record is from RefSeq and is a predicted model, not a curated record.
AUGACUCAAAACAACACCGGAAUACCUCUUUCGUUCUCUCACAAUCUUGCGCCAAUCCGUUUGAUUGAGCUGCCGCCAGCGCUGCUAUCCUUACUCUCAAACACCGACUCUCCGCCCACACUACAAAUUAAAGCUUCAUCCGCUCCAAUAGACACUCACUCCACCAGUAAUCACGCCGUUCUCACUACACCAACACAAACCUUCUCCCUCCGCCAGGUCUACUCCUCCAACUCUCUCCUUCUCCUAAAGCCCUCCACCACCGACACCACCAGUCUAAACGUCGUCUCCACAGCCAACAGCUACAUGGAGCUCAUUCCCACCAUCCACAAUGCCAAAGACCUCAUUCUGAAGCACAUCCCAGUCUUUCCACUACCCGCUGAUAUCACUCCCAUCACUCGUGCAGAAAUCCUCGCCUCCAUCCCCGUCUCAACCGGCGAGUUCGACGCCGCCUGGAAGGAGCUCCACUGCUUCUCCUGUCCAAAGGGUUUCGCAUAUCGUCCCGCGCCCUCGGCAAUUCUUCAGACGCUGAAGACGAUCGAGCUAGUCCACUCUGUGGGAGAAGACCGCAUUGAACUGAGUAAGUUCACGCCAGAGGACCUCAUAAACGCUAUAGACCGCUACUUUGCCUCACUCUAUGAUGGGGACGAUGAGGAUGAUGACGAGGAGGUUGAGCGCUGCAUCCCUGGCCUCGUAGAGGCUGUACUGUCAGAAGUCGGUUUGACAAAUCGCGAGAUGGUGUCAAGCAUGUCGAUAUGUGAAAGAACAUGGAUGGCAUGGCUUGGAAGAUUAGUGUUGGAGGAUUGGGCUUCAAAGAGUAAAGGCGAUAUGCUUUAUGCCUCGUUCAUGACAAAGUGGAAGCAGGAGGCUCCAGAUUGGUGUUCGGCGGUCGAGUGCGAGUUGAAGAGGAUUGAGGGGUGGUAUACGCUUCCGACUCCUAACACGAUUCGUUUUGCGCCAGGGGGCGAUGCUGUUGCGGUUGAAGCACAAAAGCCGGAGAAGAAGAACAAGUGGCAUGAGAAGUUCGGAAAGGGGAAGAGGCGCUGA